AUGAAGCGGGAGGAAGCCCUCCACUUAACUAAUCACCAUUACCGACUCUACAGUUCAGUAAGGCCGGUGGUGGACACGUCUCCGCCCGUCUCCAUGUACAGUAGCCCCAAAAGUGAGUAAUUAUUGUUUUAGUCUCGAAAGUAGACAUUUACUUUUCAUUAGUUGUUGUAGGUAUAGCCAUUGCUUGCAGGUAUUCACUACAAACCGGCACUAAUUAAAAGGCCGGCCAGUUGUCAACCAGUUAAUAAGUAAGUAAAGAAGGUAACAAUUUGAAGGUAACGUAAUUACCCGUUGUGACUAGUAAACUGUACUUUGUGAACCAUAAUACUAAUACAAUUUAGAAAACACGGUAAAGAUGAGCUGAAUCACUUUUUGGCAAAGAAAAACCCAGAAAUAACACCAUUGAAUCUGGGUUUCAACGCUUUUGUACGAUCAGCUUCAGCCAUCAACAUCAAUGAGCUACGAAAUACUAGCACCAUGAACAAGGUCAGCUUUUAAAAAAGUUAUUACAGUAUAGUUGAGUUCAAAAAACGAACAAUUAAAUUUUUAUGUCCCAGUAGUGAUUCGAUAACUUGUUUCAGAUACAAUCAAAACUAAAGAACAGCGGAGUGUAUCAAGCUCCUGUAAAGUACGACAAACCACCGUUACCAAAGCCUAGAACAGUAGAAAAAGAAAGAAAGCACGUUCAUCCUUGUCAAGUUCAUGUUCACAUUCCUGGUAACGAGCAGUUAUCUAGGGAGUACUACAAAUUCAAAGACUAUGUUCUUGACUUGAUCAUACUACGCGGGGUAUUUACUGAUAGGUAAGCACUCUACAUGUGCAUGCCAAAAAUUAAAUAGAAAAUGUGUUUAGCCUGGUUAAAAUUUUUUAGUUCUUGUUAAGGUUAAUACCCUUUAGGUUAAAAACGUUUCUUAUGUACCUCUAUUUAUAUUUUAGCGUCAUCAAAGACUGUUUUACCAAUGAAAUAGAGAAACGGGACGAUUUGGACAGGGUAAGCUUUGAAUCUUUAUAAAUCACUAUUAUCUUUAAUACUUAAUAGUUAUAAACUUUUUCCAGGCCAAAAUGGAAAGGAUAAUGUCAGAUACACUACGAGAACUAGGCGUACAAUUACUGAGAAAACAAAACGGGUAUCGAAUACGAGCAUCAACUGAGAAGCCGUUUUCGAUUCCAAGAUCAGGGUCAUUGUAAGUUACCUCAUAACUAUGUUAUUGCCUUAUUUUUUAUAUCUCAAUAUCUUAAAUAAACAAGAAUAAGGUUUCGAAAACAAAAUUAAACAAACUUUCGAUAACAUACAUAUCGUGUAGGUCGUCACUUUCAUCAGAACACAUGUCAUCAAACUCGUCCAAAGCAUCUGUAAAAGACGAGUACCAAUCAGACUCGUCCUCUAACAGCAAAGCUUCUACGAGUUCGACCGAAAGCUCCAAGAAGUCGAGGUCACGCUCAAGUGAAAGCUCACAUCGCUCAUCUACUGGGUCGUCAGCGUUAGUGGAGAUGCAAAGCGACUUGGAAUCUGUAGUUUUAGACAGUAGUUAG
Messenger RNA from Bursaphelenchus okinawaensis, 1533 nucleotides. The record is from the annotation of a GenBank genome assembly. NCBI's taxonomy places the organism in Eukaryota, Metazoa, Nematoda, Chromadorea, Rhabditida, Aphelenchoididae.